This is a messenger RNA of Drosophila rhopaloa, 1781 nucleotides long. Its product is annotated as leucine-rich repeat-containing protein 70-like. Gene Ontology annotation, cellular component: extracellular matrix. The transcript has a single exon. Bases 62 to 1693 code for a protein of 543 amino acids. Gene Ontology annotation, molecular function: protein binding. NCBI's taxonomy places the organism in Eukaryota, Metazoa, Arthropoda, Insecta, Diptera, Drosophilidae. The record is from RefSeq and is a predicted model, not a curated record.
UGUUUCAUUAAGGGACUGAUAAGAAAUGGAAAAAUAAGUCGGACUGCGAAAUAAAAUAUAAAUGGAUAGUUUUCCUUAUCUCUUGCUGGUGGCAGCUGUUGCUGUGAUGGCUACCACCGAAUCCGAACAUCCCUGCGAAGGAUACAAUUGCACCAGUACAGAGAUAUCUACGUAUAAUGACGAUCUGUUGGAACUCGCUCUGGACUCCUGCAGCAACCUAGGAGUGCUAAAAGGCUCACCCAAACUUGAAAUGUUGAUGAUAAACAAUUGCAGCAGUGGUGACCUCCACAACCUUCCCUCUUUACCGAAACUUUGCUAUUUGCGGAUCCGAAACGGCAAUAUUACCGAGCUAAGUGACGAACAGUUUGCCAUGAUGACGAUAUUGGACACUGUCGAGCUGGGAAAUAACUCCAUAUCUAGGGUAUCCAUUGAAGCCUUCAAGGGACUGUCCCACGUGUGGAGGCUCGGACUGCAGGACAAUGAUUUAACAAUUUUGCCUGAUGGUGUGUUCCAUUCUCUUCCAGAACUCGUCGACCUUAAUUUAAAUCGCAACAAACUUGCGACUCUGGAGUUUAAAACUUUUUCUAAGAACCCAAAGAUGAAGUAUUUAUGGCUUCGUGAUAAUCCGUUGACUAUGGUUUUGGCCAUUCCACUAAAGCAACUUAUUCGUCUGGACCUGGCCAACUGUCGCCCACUGGAGGAGCUGCAAAUGCACACUGCCGAGACCGUGAUCCUAUCCAACAGCGGGGUAAGGAAACUGGAUGUCGUGGGUAGCGUCAGCAAAUUGUAUGCUCGUAAGAAUCGACUAAGAUAUCUUCAAUUAGACGAUAAGAUGUCUAUCAUUGAGCUGGACCUGAGUGAUAACAUGAUGCAAACUAAAGAACUGCACAAAAUCCUCCUGGGAAUGUGGAGACUGCAACGCCUGGAUCUCUCCUGCAAUCUAAUGAAUGAGUUGCCUGUUCCCAACAGUGGCAAUUCGGAUGAGGUCUUCUUUUUGCCCAAUCUGAGGUUCGUGAACCUUUCAAGCAAUAUGCUGGAAUACCUCCAUGGUGAUUCACCUCUGAUGUCCCCCGCUCUUUACUAUUUGGAUCUGUCGCACAAUAAGAUACGUAUUUUGGAUCCACAUAUCUUCAAGAUGGUCAAUAAUCUGCAGUACCUGCACAUUGAGUGGAACCAAAUCAGGGAAUUUAGAUACGAUAGCCUCUACAAACAACAGCGGGGUCUUAAAUUAGUAAUACUUUUCAACAAUUUAUUCAGCAACGAAACUUACGUCACCAUGACCAAAUUCUUUAAGGACUCUGGAGUGCGUGUAAUAGAAAGAACCCAGGAUCAACCGGAAGUAAGUUACACAACAGUUAGUUCCAUGGAUAAUUAUGAGCUGUCAUUACCGGAUGAGGUCCCCAUGGAAGUAAAAGCCCAGUUAAUACAGACUUCUGAGCCAACACCCCAGAAAAAAAAACUUGAUGGUCCACCACACAAAGAGCCCAAAGUACAAGACACUAUUCAAAAAUGGACCUUGUUUGAUUACCUGAUCUUUAUUGUACUGCUUGCUGCGCUGACUCUUAAUGUAUUCCUAAUCGUACAGCUCCGUCGGUCCCAAAACUGCUUGACUUUGCUCUCUCGCUUUUGGGAGUCAAAAGGUUUUUCCAAAAUGCAAGCCAAGUUUGUCAGCAUGGAAGACCCCGAAGUAUAAGUCAUGAAUUUUAAUCUUAAACUAUAACAGAGUUAUUUAAUUACAGUAUGAGAAAAUACAUAAUGUUUAUGUUUAUGCACUUGAAAAC